AUGAGUAGCUUCGCUAUUGGGUUACUCGUAGGACAGAUGAGCGUAUUGGUAGUGCUGGCACUGCUAAUUCGAUUUUUUAUUUUUGCAGACUCUCCGGGAAUCAAAGGAAUGCCCAGCUCAGAGCCACCUGUGGAAGAAACAAUCACAGAGCCGUUGGCGGUAGAUUCAAUUCUGGAGCAGACCUACUAUGACGUGGACAACCAUGCUGCGGAGUCCAUGGAUUGGGUUACAGUACUUUUGGCGCUAGUUAUCAGCUCAAUGAGGCAGCAAGCUAUGGCUCAAGACAACUUGCUGCGGAUGCUUAAUCGGAUUCUUGCUUCGGACAAAAUUCCCUCAUUCGUGGACACUAUUCGCGUCAAUGAGUUGAGUUUGGGUGCGGAUUUUCCAUUACUCAACAAUUGCCGGGUCUACCGGACGGCAAACAGUGAGUUUUCAAAUGGGCUUGAAGCACAAUUUGACGUGGACUUAAAAGACACCAUCACUCUGGGUGUAGACACGAGGCUGCUACUCAAUUACCCCAAAACUAUGCUCGCAUACUUACCUGUGUCGUGCUCUGUAUCUCUAGUCAACUUUAGCGGUCGUGUCUCUGUGUCUUUGGUUACUGACGAAGAAGACCGCAACUUCAUCACUGUUUCGUUCGCCCCGAACUUCUCGAUGGAAUUCAGAGUUAACAGUCUGAUUGGUGCCCGUGCGAAACUCCAAGAUGUUCCCAAACUGGGUCAAAUUAUUGAAAACACAAUAAGGAAGCGAUUCACCGAUAAAUGUGUCCGUCCAAAUUAUCAAAAAAUCCGACUUCCUCAGGUAUGGCAUUCCCCAGAAAAUGCACAGGCCUCUGCAGCAACAACUUCAGCUAAUAUUGCCGCCACAGUAAGUACAGCGGCUGCUACUGCAACUGGCCUAAAUGGACCAACUCUCGAUGCUCCUUCGAAAGCGAGCAAUACAGCACCUGACCUCCAAACACCUCAGCAGCAACAGCGCCCCAUUUCUCCUAUGCCCGCUUCUGCCCCUGAAAUUAUUACGGACAAGUCAAGUUCUGAGAUGCUAGGCGCAAGUACAAGUGUCAAUGGUAAUAUUUAUGGUCCUGCAAGCCAGCAACGCAUCGGAGAAAAGUUCCGCAGAGUUGCUAGCGAGCGACUUUACAAUUAG
This is a messenger RNA of Wickerhamiella sorbophila, 1146 nucleotides long. Its product is annotated as Maintenance of mitochondrial morphology protein 1. Gene Ontology annotation, molecular function: lipid binding. The coding region runs from base 1 to 1146 and encodes 381 amino acids. Lineage: Eukaryota; Fungi; Ascomycota; Dipodascomycetes; Dipodascales; Trichomonascaceae. The record is from RefSeq and is a predicted model, not a curated record. The transcript has a single exon. Gene Ontology annotation, cellular component: ERMES complex; endoplasmic reticulum. Gene Ontology annotation, biological process: mitochondrion organization; phospholipid transport.